AUGCCACCAAAACCGAAAACAGUACCCGACGAGGUCAUUGCUCAAGUAACAGCCGCCGUUGCUGCUCAACUACAAGAGCUACAGAUUUCUCUUGAUUCAAAAUAUGCAUCCUUGGAUGCUCGCUACACAGUCAUCACAUCUGCUAUCACCGAGCAAAAUUCUUCCAUUUACGAUCAGGUUGCCCGCCUGGACAAGGCAGCCUCCGCCACACCACCAUCGGCGUUAUUAACAGCCCAAACACUUGCCCAGAAAACACCUUCUUCUUCCCAAUUUCCAUCUCCACCAGAUGCUUUGCACAUUAAAAGCCCCAAAAUCCAUCUCUCUACUUUUGAUGGCACAAACCCCCUUGAUUGGCUCUUUCAAGCAGAGCAAUACUUCUCGUUUCAUGCCAUCGCACCAGAACAACGACUUCCUCUUGUUGCUUUUUAUAUGAGUGGUUUACCCCUCAGCUGGUUUAAAUGGAUGCAUCGCAACAACCAGUUAUCAGAUUGGGCUUCUUUUGCUUCUGCAUUGGAAAGACGUUUCGGUCCUUCUUCUUACUUCAACCAUGAGGCAGCCCUUUUUAAGCUCAAACAAACAUCCUUUGUUGCUCAUUACAGAGGCGAAUUUGAGAAGCUUGCUAACAAGGUUGAUGGGCUCUCUACUACUAGCGUCCUCAACUGUUUUGUUGGUGGACUUUUGCCACAAAUACAACGGGAGAUGUCUACUCUCAAGCCUCAAAACCUGUCUGAAGCCGGUGAUUGUGCUGCGUUAAUUGAAGAAAAGCUUGCUGAUUCUUCCUCUUCUGCUUCUUACCCUGUUGUUGCUUAUUCUAGAGCUCCACUACCAAAACCUACACUCACCUUGCCACAACCAAAACCACCCUUGUUGUCUACACUACCCAAAUUACCACCACCUUCUCAACCAAAACCCAUCUCUGCCAUGCCCAUUAAAAGACUUUCACCAACAGAGAUGCAAGCUCGUCGCGCCAAAGGGCUCUGUUUCAACUGUGAUGACCAAUAUAAACCAGGUCACUGGUGUCGAACAGCCCCCCUUUUGCUUCUGCAAACAGAGGACGAACCUGAUUCACCAUUGGAGAGUGCAGAUCCCGCAGCGUUUUCGUUGGCUUCCAUUCCCCUACCUCCACCACCAGAUAUGGAUGAAACAGACCCAUCGUCAUUUCAUGUCUCUCUCCAUGCUUUAGAUGGCUCCUCCUCUUACCAAACUAUGAAAAUGAUAGGUUAUUUAAUGGGACACAAGGUACGUGUGCUCAUUGAUUCGGGGAGCACUCAUAACCUCAUUCAACCAAGGGUGGCUAGACUUUUGGGGUUAAGAUUGGAACCUGCACCACCAUUUUCGGUUGUGGUCGGCAACGGAGACCGCCUCUCUUGUUCGGGUAAAAUUCCUUCGAUCAACAUUGGGUUACAAGGGCAUGGGUUUACAUUGGAUCUUUUUCUCUUGGACAUUUGGGGAGCUGAGGUUGUUUUAGGGGUGCAAUGGCUGUCUCGAAUUGGGCCGUUCCUUACUGAUUACAAGGCCCUCAUCAUGACUUUUUAUGAUACAAAUGGACACUUGGUAACUCUCCAUGGGGAUAAGCCUGCUCAAAUCAGCCUAGCAACAUGUCAGCAAUUGAAGCGAUUAACUCACACUGGGUCUAUCAUUUCAGCUCAUUUGUUAACCUUGUCUGAGAUCAAAUCAACUAAUGCUUCUCCUUUUUUGGUGCCAGAGGCAUUGCAAGCUCUGUUAACACAGUUUCAAGAUCUUUUUGCUGAACCACAAGGCUUACCUCCUUUUCGAAUGCAAUCUCACCAUAUUCAUUUACAACCAGGCACCAAGCCCAUAAACCAACAAUCAAGGAUCGCUUUCCUAUAUCAACUCAUCGAUGAAUUGCAUGGGGCACGAGUAUUUUCAAAAUUGGAUUUACAAGCUGGAUACCACCAAAUUCGAGUUGCUCUUGAAGAUGUCCACAAGACAGCCUUUAGGACAGCCGAUAGCCAUUAUGAAUUUCUUGUGAUGCCAUUCGGACUCACAAAUGCACCUUCUACAUUCCAAGCCAUUAUGAAUGAUGUCUUCCGACCAUACUUACGCCAAUUCGUACUUGUUUUCUUCGAUGACAUAUUGGUAUAUAGCCCUUCCAUGGAGACUCAUUCUGAGCAUUUGAGAAUAGUGCUUCAACUCUUGGCUCAUCAUCAAUUCUAUGUCAAGUUAUCCAAGUGCAGUUUUGGGCAAACUUCAAUUGACUAUCUUGGCCAUGUAAUAGGUGAUGCAGGGGUACAUGUCGAGCCUUCCAAAAUUUCUGCAGUAACUGCUUGGCCAACUCCCACUAAUCUGAAAACAUUAAGGGGUUUCCUUGGCCUUACGGGAUAUUAUAGAAAAUUUGUGAAGAACUAUGCACACAUAGCUGCACCACUCACAAAUCUGUUACGCAAGGAUAACUUUCUUUGGACUUCGGAAGCAGCAAAUUCUUUCCAAGCUUUAAAAGAAGCCCUCACUUCAGCCCCUGUUUUAGCGCUUCCAGAUUUCGAGUUGCCCUUCGCUAUCGAAGCCGAUGCCUCCAAUGUAGCAAUUGGUGCUGUUCUCACACAAGCAGGACACCCUAUAGCCUACUUCAUGCUCUCUUACUUAGAUGAACUCCGUGAAUUUUACGCCACAAAUGUUCAAGGGCAGCAAAUUUUGACAAAAGCUAAUUCCCAAUCUGACAAGGGAUUCUCUAUGCAUGACGGUCUUGUCUUCUUUCGAGGCCGAGUGGUAAUUCCAGAAGGGCAUGCUUUGCAGCUCACUCUUUUGCAAGAGUACCAUGCUUCUCUUAUUGGUGGUCAUGCGGGAGUCAAGAAAACUUUAGCUCGGUUGGCAGCUAACUUUUAUUGGCCUAAAAUGCGUCAAUCUAUUGAACAAUUCAUACAAGCUUGCUCUAUUUGCCAACAAGUGAAGUAUGAGGCCACUAAACCAGGGGGACUAUCUACUCCUUUGCCGAUCCCGUCGCAAAUAUGGCAAGACAUAUCAAUGGAUUUUAUAACCCAUUUGCCUUCUUCUUACGACAAAACUGAUAUCUGGGUUAUUGUGGAUAGGCUUUCUAAAUAUGCCCAUUUUAUUGCUUUGCCUCCUUCUUAUACUGCUUCUUCUUUGGCUGAAAUUUUUUGCAAGGAUUUUUGCAAGUUGCAUGGGAUGCCCACUUCCAUUGUUAGCGAUCGAGACCCAAAAUUCUUGAGUGCUUUUUGGAAGGAACUUUUCAAGCUACAAGGUACCCAACUUUUCCACAGCAGUGCAUAUCAUCCACAAUCUGAUGGGCAGUCCGAGGUCCUAAACAGAUGUUUGGAGACUUAUUUACGGAGCUUCGCAAGUGAUAAGCCUAAACAAUGGACCAAAUUUCUCCAUUGGGCAGAGUACUCCUAUAACACCUCGAAACAUUCAGCUACCGGGUACACUCCAUUUGAAGCGGUCUAUGGACGACCACCUCCAACUGUUUUAUCUUAUUUACCAGGGACUACGAAGGUUGUUCAGUUGGAUGCCAGCUUACUUGAACGGCAACAACUUCUUAGUUCGCUCAAAACCAACCUGGCCAGGGCUCAAAACCGCAUGAAAAUGCAGUAUGAUCAAAAUCGACCCGAGAAGCAAUUCAAUGUCGGGGAGUGGGUGUUUCUGCGUUUACAGCCUUAUAGACAAAUGACGGUGCACCGCCGAUCCUCACAGAAGCUUGCCAAACGUUUCUUUGGCCCUUUUCAGAUCCUUCGCAAGCUUGGUCCUGUAGCUUAUGAGUUGAAGUUACCUAUUGAAGCUAAAAUUCAUCCAGUCUUUCACGUGUCCUUGUUGAAGAAAUGCUACGGCUCUCCAGAAGCUAGCUUCUCUCCACUGCCGAGCACCUUUGUUAAUGAUCAACCUGUUUUGGAGCCUAGUGCAAUUCUUGAUACUCGACAGACGGUGUCAAAUGGAGUUGCUGUUACACAAUACUUAAUCCAGUGGAAGAACCUUGCAACCACAGAAGCGACUUGGGAAUGGAAGGAAGACAUGAAGGCUAACUACCCCCUUUUCAACCUUGAGGACAAGGUUGCUCUUGAAGAUCAUGGCAAUGAUGGACUCACACUUAGAUCGAAAUCCUCAAGGCCCAAGAUAGCACCGGUUUGGACCAAAGAUUAUGAGCUUAGCUCCAUUAUAUUAUUAGAAUAG
This is a messenger RNA of Corchorus capsularis, 4143 nucleotides long. Lineage: Eukaryota; Viridiplantae; Streptophyta; Magnoliopsida; Malvales; Malvaceae. The record is from the annotation of a GenBank genome assembly.